CACCACGAUCAAGCCUGCCAAGUUCAACGCGGUUCAGUCUUAGCUCAGCGUUCGUCUCGGUCGGUACCAUUCAGUUGUACGGGGUUUUCUCGCGGUUUUCAAGUGUUCAACCAGCUCAAUAAACGGGGUUCAUUCAAGUUUUUUAGUGUCUUGUGUGUGUCUCGGUGUUCCUUUUCCUUUCUGUCCGGUGGAACUGGCCGCGAGUUGGUUUCUCUUGUAGGCCUCCGUUACGAAGCGCGCGUGUUUCCAGUGUGUUGAUUCGGAUCUUCAAGUUCUUCAACUACUACUUCUUCUUCUUCUUCGUAGUCGUCGUCAUCUUCGACAUCUCGAUUGGAUUUGCAUUCGUUGGUAUCGAAAUCCGAAAAGCUCUGAGUGCACCGGUCUUUGUCAGUGGCGAAAAUGAACACCACUCGGCAUCGGUUGAUACGCGAGCUGAAUCGAUUAGCGUCGACAUCGGCCACUUCGGCAGCCCCUUCGGCACCUCAGACCACUUCAGCCCAAAGCGCCACCGCCACAGCCACAACAAACAGCAAAACGCAACAGAGCCGUAAAAUCGCCAGCUCCAGCUAUGCCACCAGCACUUGUCCCCACAUGAUGGACGUGGACUCGGUUGCCGUCAAUACCCGACUUCAUCCCGCUCCGGCACACAUCCAACAGCAGGCACCUCCGACGAUCAAGCUGGAGAACGCUCGGCCCUACUCGGAGGUUCCCGGACCGAAGCCGCUGCCCAUUCUUGGAAAUACCUGGCGCGUUUUCCCCAUCAUCGGUCAGUACAAAAUUUCCGAUGUGGCGAUGAUAUCGUUCCUGCUGCACGAACACUUCGGCCGGAUAGUGCGACUGGGAGGUCUCAUCGGACGGCCCGAUCUGCUCUUCGUAUACGACGCUGAUGAAAUUGAAAAGGUCUACCGCAACGAAGGUCCUACCCCAUUCCGGCCAUCGAUGCCCAGUCUGGUCAAGUACAAGAGCGAGCUGCGAAAAGAUUUCUUCGGAGAUUUGCCCGGAGUGGUUGGAGUUCACGGAGAGCCAUGGCGCGAGUUCCGUUCCCGUGUCCAGAAACCAGUCCUCCAGUUGUCCACCGUCCGGCGCUACGUAACACCACUGGAACAGGUUACCGAAGAGUUCAUCGACCGGUGCAAUCAAAUGUUGGACCACAACAAAGAACUUCCGGAUGACUUCGAUAACGAAAUCCACAAGUGGUCCCUGGAGUGCAUCGGUCUGGUGGCGUUGGACACCCGACUCGGCUGCCUGGAACCGAACUUGACAUCGGAUUCCGAACCCCAGCAGAUCAUCAACGCCGCCAAGUACGCUCUGCGCAACGUAGCCACGCUGGAACUGAAGGCACCCUACUGGCGGUACUUCCCGACGCCGCUGUGGACCAAAUACGUGAACAAUAUGGACUAUUUCGUGAAGGUUUGCAUGAAGUACAUCAAGAGUGCCACAAAGCGUAUGAACUUGGGUGAAGGACGUGCUCUGGACGGGGAACCUUCGUUGCUGGAACGAGUCAUCAAAAGCCAAAAAGACGAACGGCUAGCGGUGGUUAUGGCCUUGGAUUUGAUUCUGGUCGGAAUUGAUACCAUUUCGAUGGCAGUGUGCUCAAUUUUGUACCAGCUGGCGACACGACCGGCCGAACAACAGAAGGUCUACGAAGAACUCAAAAGGAUCAUGCCCGAUCCGAAGACUCCACUCACGUAUCAACUGUUGGACCAGGCUCACUACCUGAAAGCAUUUAUCAAGGAGGUUCUUAGGGUUUACAGUACCGUGAUUGGAAACGGACGAACACUGCAGGAGGACACCGUUAUCUGCGGAUAUAGGAUUCCCAAGGGGGUACAAUGCGUCUUCCCGAACCUGGUGACUGGCACGAUGGAGGAGUACGUAACCGACGCCAAGAGCUUCAAGCCGGAACGUUGGCUCAAGCCCAGCCAGGGUGGAACCGGUGACAAUCUGCACCCGUUCUCAACGCUGCCAUACGGUUACGGAGCGCGGAUGUGCCUCGGACGUCGCUUUGCCGAUUUGGAGAUGCAAAUUCUGCUGGCUAAGCUGCUCCGCUCGUACAAGCUCGAAUUCCACCACAAGCCGCUGAAGUACGUGGUGACCUUCAUGUACGCGCCCGAGGGUGCCCUCAAGUUCAAGAUGACGCCCCGAGAGUGAACCGACGAUGGCGCCAACUGGUGAUGGACAAACGACAAGCUUCCUUAGGAUUGUUAGGUUUAUUAUUUUCUACGCGUAGAUACGAGCUUAACCAAUUUACUGUGUACAUAAUCAACUAAUGUUAUUUUUAUACUCUAUCUUAUGAAAUAAAGUUUGUGAGAUGAGA
Molecule: messenger RNA, 2314 nt
Organism: Aedes aegypti (yellow fever mosquito)
Lineage: Eukaryota; Metazoa; Arthropoda; Insecta; Diptera; Culicidae
Gene: Cyp301a1
Product: probable cytochrome P450 301a1, mitochondrial
Exons: 7
Coding region: 400-2148 (582 amino acids)
Molecular function (GO): heme binding; oxidoreductase activity, acting on paired donors, with incorporation or reduction of molecular oxygen; monooxygenase activity
Source: RefSeq, a predicted model, not a curated record